Molecule: messenger RNA, 895 nt
Organism: Drosophila albomicans
Lineage: Eukaryota; Metazoa; Arthropoda; Insecta; Diptera; Drosophilidae
Exons: 2
Coding region: 67-684 (205 amino acids)
Source: RefSeq, a predicted model, not a curated record
AUUGUCGAUGCUCAUGUGGAGUGACAGUCGUCGACUUCACCUUGAGAUAUUAUCAUUGAUUACCUAAUGGCACGAUUGACUCUGAUUGUCUUUUCGCUUGUUUUCUUCUUGAGCAGUUCUUCUGCCUUAAUUACAGAGGCUAUGAUUGGAUCCAUAUUUAUACUUAAUACGAUUCUUGGAACAACAUUUUUGGAUAUGGCCUUGGGCGGUCCCAUUAGUCGGGCGUCUUCUAUGGCAUCCGUAGCGGUUCCUAUUUCAUCAGGUUCGCCUUUCUGGCCAUCACAUAAAGUUGCACCUCAGCACCUCAGAAGAAGACGACAAACUUUACAAGAUAGACUCAACGAUUUGCACUUAUAUGAUUAUGUAACUUCCCCAUCGGCUGAAAAGGAUGAAUCGCCAUUGGGUUUGGAGAUCGAUAUUUUCAACAAUUUUCAAAAUAUUGCUCAUGAUAUGGCUAGUGAAGUUAGUAUGCACUUGGGUCUUCCACCACACACUCUUGAAGCGUACUAUCUUGGGGAGAAGGAUGCUCCCAAUUUUGAAGAUGUUGUAGACACUGUCGCUAAACGCUUUCAUGCUCCAAAGUUUGUGUUGGCUGGAUUGCAUUCACUAUUUAAAACAGCCGAAAAGUAUGAGGAUGAUUAUGAGUAUGAUAAUGAUAAUGAUAAUGGUCAACAAGAUCAAUAAUUGCACAUGUAUCCCAAAGCAAUUAUUUUGAUUAAUUCAAUAUAAUUUUAUCUCUUAAUUAAGAGUUGAUUAUUAGAAUGCUGAAAGAUGAGGAUGUAUCAUUUUAUUAUCUGGAAAGAGAUGGCUAAUCUGUUAAUAUAUAGAUCUUGUUACACAUUAAUUUGUUAUAUCACUUUAAGGGAUGCUUUCAAAAUAAAUAUUUAAAAACAUA